GCGCCUGAGACCCGCGGAGCAGCGAGCCCGAGCCGUCGGCGGGAUGAUCCGACGGGCAGGGGCGCCCGCGCGCGGGGACCCGGCGGGUCCUGUUCCAGAUGUUGACAAAGGAGAGGAAGAGGAAGAGGAGGACAGCUUGGGACUGCAUCUGCCUGUCACCUCAAAGAACUGCCUUCCUCCCCGGGGCAUCAGUAUCCUGGAGAAGCUGAUCAAGACGUGCCCUGUUUGGCUGCAGCUGGGGCUGGGCCGGGCAGAGGUGACCCGGAUCCUACACCGGGAGGUGGCCGGGUUGUUCCUGGUCCGCCAGGACAGCAGUGUAAAGCGCCUGGUGCUCUGCGUCCACUUCCCUUCCCCGAGCAACGGCUCCUCCGAGGUGUUGGAGUAUACCAUCAAAGAAGAGAAAUCCAUAUUGUACCUGGAAGGCUCGGUUCUUGUAUUUGAGGACAUCUUCAAACUGAUCGCAUUCUACUGUGUCAGUAGAGACCUGCUGCCCUUCACACUUCGGCUGCCCCAGGCCAUCCUCGAGGCCAGCAGCUUCACAGACCUCGAGACCAUCUCCAACCUGGGCCUAGGCUUCUGGGACUCCUCACUGAACUCCCCACGAGGACGUGGCCGCCCACCCGAGCCCCCGAAAGACCCAGCCCCUGGGGGCCCUGUGACUUCCAGCCUCGGGUCCACCGCCCAUGACGAAAACUGUUCCUGCGAAAUCGAGCUGUCGGUAGGAAGCGAGCGCCUGUGGUUUGUGAACCCUAUUGUCAUCGAGGCCUGUGGAGGCGCCCUGCCCGCUGACCUGUGGCCGCCCGGCAGCUGCCUCUCCCGCCCUGAGCCUGCCACCUCCGACGCUGCUACCUCACCCGCCUCCAGGUGGGCCCCCCGCCGCCCGCCGCCCCUGCCCCCAGCGCCCUCCCCAGCCCGGGCCCCUGUGCUCCCUGCUCCUGCUUGUCCCCUGCCCAGCAGCCCCCCAGUCUCGGCCCCCCACCUCCCACCCCAUGUCCCAGGCCCCACAGACCAUCCAAACCAGCCACCCAUGACAGCCUGCGAGAGGCUCCCACACCCCACUGCAGGCCUGGGCGCCUUCAGGGAGCAAGAGAUGAAGCCGCAGACGGCCCCCAGCCCCUUGCAAGCGAGCGCUGGCCCUCCAAUGCCCACAAAGAAGAGCCUUCCGGCCGUGCCUCCCAGGCGACGCAUCUCUGAGAAGCUGUCCCUGGAAGACCAGAGAGCGGGGAUGGUGGCUGAAGGGGACCAGCCAGGCCUUUCCAGGGCGACUCUGCUCACCCUGCCUCCACAGGGGGCCUCGAGAAGCCCUGGGGACAGUCCUCAGAGGACCUCAGAGCAAGGCCAGGAAGCAGAGGCCAAAGCCAGUGAUCUAGGCAGCACGCCAGACCCUCCCAGGAAGACCAGGCAACCCCCAGUCCCGCCCCCAAGGAAAAAACGGAUCUCCCCACAAAUGCCUUCCCUCCUCUCAAGUCCCCCGGAGAGUGCCAAGCCCCCCACAAAGGAGGUAACCUCUGAGAAACCCACACCUGGUGCACCCAGAGAAGGCCAGGCCGCUGCCCUCCAGGCUGGGACUCCACACCUCCACGCCCAGCCCAGCACCUGUGCCCAGAGCUCUCCAGACUUCAAGGGCUCCCUGGCCUCCCUCUCGGAGAGCCUGGGAGUGCCCUCCUCCGCCAUGGACCAGGACUCCUACUCAACCAGCAGUGCAGAGGAGGAGCUGGAUUUCAGCAGCCCCAAUGUGAAAAAGAAGCCAUCGAUGAUCUUGGACAAGGCACGCCACCGGCUGAGCUUUGCCAACUUUACCAAUGUCUUCCACGCCUUCCUCUCCAACAACCGCAAGCUGUACAAGAAGGUGGUGGAGCUGGCGCAGGAUAAGGGCUCGUACUUUGGCAGCCUGGUGCAGGACUACAAGGUGUACAGCCUGGAGAUGAUGGCACGCCAGACCUCCAGCACAGAAAUGCUGCAGGAGAUCCGCACCAUGAUGACCCAGCUCAAGAGCUACCUGCUGCAGAGCACCGAACUCAAGGCCCUGGUGGACCCUGCCCUGCGCACAGAGGAGGAGCUCGAAGCCAUUGUGGAGUCGGCCCUCUACAAGUGCGUCCUGAAGCCCCUGAAGGAAGCCAUCAACUCGAGCCUGCACGAGCUCCACAGCAGGGACGGCUCCCUGCGGCAGCUCAGAGAGAACCAGCAGGUGGUCCUGGCCACCACCACCACCGAUCUGGGAGUGACCACCAGCGUGCCCGAGGUGCCAGUCAUGGAGAAGAUCCUGCAGAAGCUGGCCAGCAUGCACAAGGCCUACUCGCCCGAGAAGAAAAUAUCCAUCCUGCUCAAGACCUGCAAGCUCAUCUACGACUCCAUGGCACUUGGCAACCCAGGGAAGCCCUAUGGGGCCGAUGACUUCCUGCCCGUGCUCAUGUAUGUGCUGGCCCGAAGCAACCUGACAGAGAUGCUCCUGGAUGUGGAAUACAUGAUGGAGCUCAUGGACCCAGCCCUGCAGCUGGGGGAGGGUUCCUACUAUCUGACCACCACCUAUGGGGCCCUGGAGCACAUCAAGAACUAUGACAAGAUCACCGUGACCCGGCAGUUAAGCGUGGAGGUGCAGGACUCCAUCCACCGCUGGGAGCGGAGGCGCACGCUCAACAAGGCCCGGGCCUCCCGCUCUUCGGUGCAGGACUUCAUCUGCGUGUCGUACCUGGAGCCCGAGCAGCAGGCGCGGACGCUGGCGUCGCGCGCGGACACGGCGGCGCAGGCGCUGUGCUCGCAGUGCGCCGAGAAGUUCGAGGUGGCGCGGCCGCAAGAGCACCGGCUCUUCGUGCUGGUGGACGGGCGUUGCUUCCAGCUGGCCGACGACGCGCUACCGCACCGCAUCAAGGGCUACCUGCUGCGCAGCGAGCCCAAGCUCGACUUCCACUUCGUGUACCGGCCCCUGGGCGAGGGCGCGGACGGCGGCCCGCCCUGCCUGGUGGUGCGCGAGCCCAACUUCUUGUGAGGCGGCAGUCCGCGGCCUGAUGACUACGACAGUGACCCCCAGACCCCGAGACAGCCGGACGGGGGCCCGGGCUGGGCUCCCCCAUCACCCACUGGGUUAUGCAGUCACACACACCCCCAAUCAGGCCACACGCACGUGUGCACACAUUCCCAGUGCAAAGCCCACAUGUCACACGUGCGUGCCUACCCCACACGGCAGGAUAAUUGUGAAAACAUGAAAGAGAAACUGAGGCUCCAAGAGGGAAGAGUCUGCAGCCCACUGAAGCAAACAAGCCGCCCCCUGCCCGAGCGUGUCCUCUGGGACCAGACCCUCUUCCUCCACGCCCAUCCCGUCCUCAGUCUUGGCAGGGAGGAGCCUGAGCCCACUUUCCGCAAGACUGGCGGGGAAGGGGCACCUGGCCACCGCUGCUCCCUGUGCCCCUCAGGGUGGAGCUGGGAUGUGUUUCACCGCCCAGCAUCUCAGGAACAUCUCUCAGGGUGUGUGUGGAGGCAGCACCCCAGCCCAGCCCACAGCUGCCCUUAGCCAACAGCGCCCAGUUCCCCCACGGCCCGAGCCCUGCCCUGCCAGGCCAGCUCCACGGACACAGUGACGAGCCCACCUCCGCCACAGCGGAGAACUGACAGGGCCCGUCCUGGGUGGACACACGGUUGUCGCAGGGGGCACUGUGGGGACAGUUUAAUAAAAACCCUUUUGAAAAUGG
Messenger RNA from Heterocephalus glaber (naked mole-rat), 3686 nucleotides. RefSeq names its product Ras and Rab interactor 3 (gene Rin3). Gene Ontology annotation, cellular component: endocytic vesicle; cytosol. Lineage: Eukaryota; Metazoa; Chordata; Mammalia; Rodentia; Bathyergidae. Gene Ontology annotation, biological process: vesicle-mediated transport; signal transduction. The record is from RefSeq and is a predicted model, not a curated record. Gene Ontology annotation, molecular function: small GTPase binding; guanyl-nucleotide exchange factor activity.